AUGGCCUUAAAGUCUGUUAUUGUUGUUAGCCUCUUGCUUGCUUGCAUUGCGAUGCCACUGGCUGAAGCACAACUUCUUGGUGGGCUCCUUCAGCCUCUCUUUGGGCUUCUUAGAGUCCAAGGCAUUGUAUAUUGCACUCCUAAUGGGAACAUUGGUGUCAAUGGGACUUCAACCCCAGUCUUCCCCAAUGCUUCGGUGCAAUUGCAAUGCGGUGGAAAUGUGGUGUCCACGGCUACAACGAAUGGGUCGGGAGUAUUUUCAAUACUUUUGGACCCUAUCAGUUUCGUUCUGUCGACGCUUCUUUCAGGGUGCAGAGUUGCAGUCAACACACCUUUGGCCUCUUGCAACACGAAUUUACCUUCGGUCGGAGGUCUCAUCUCGAAUUUACAGUUCAUUGGGAAUACUCUUGUUGGGCUCCUCAACAUUGGCAACAUCAUCCCUUCUGGUUUUCAGUUCAAUGCUAAUAUGAACUAG
Messenger RNA from Striga hermonthica, 474 nucleotides. Lineage: Eukaryota; Viridiplantae; Streptophyta; Magnoliopsida; Lamiales; Orobanchaceae. The record is from the annotation of a GenBank genome assembly.